AUGUCCGAACAACGCAGUGAAAUCCCCAAUCUCCGAGAGGAAAAACAAAGCGUACCAGAAGUCAUAACGGUAACUCUUGAGAGAGGUGACCAUGUCGAAAACUUGGAAGAGGCACCGCAGACGCAAAGUGUAGUAACCCAAUCGGAAUUAGAAGCUACACCGGACGACAAAGCAGAGGAACAGGACUGUCUUGUUGAGGUCCCAGAGGACCAGUCUGAAGUCGAUGAGAGCAGCGAAACUUUGGACCCUUCCCAGGGCCAGACAGAGGCUCAGGUGGAUCUGCGUCAUCCGGAAGACGUGUUGGGGCAGACGGAAACCACAUUCUCCGCAGAUGUGGGUAACUCCACAGCCACAGUGAAGAUGCUCCUACCUGGGGGACACAUGAUGACUGUGGCUUUUGCCAUUGGCCUCACUGCUCAGGAACUGAAGAAUCACUUUGCAGACAAGCUGAAAAUACCACCGGACAUCAUACAGGUGUCACUUGAUGGCAACGCUGUUACGGACUCGGACACUCUCAUAAGUUUGGGCGUUCAGCCACAUGGCACCAUCCAGCUGGAGAUGUCCUCCAUAGAUCCUGAGAACCAUCCCAUCCGACCAGUCAAACUCCAGACAGAGUACAACAUGCCAGAUGUCAUCACCAUCAGGGUCCAGACAGAUGGGGAUACAUAUCAGGAUGUUGUGGUGGAGAUAGAGAGGGCCACACAGAAGAAGGCCUUUUUGGGAGGAUACCGUCAUAAGGUCACAGGGACUGAGUUUCACCACAGUGCUGUACAGACACUGCCUAAGAGGCCAGCUGACAAAGGGGUGGAAACCUUUCGUCGGGACACUCAGACAGUGGAGACUAAGAGCCAGGCCCAGCAGUGCACCAGCACCACAGCCACACAGAUGACCAGCAUUGGCUGCUACAUGUCUAACAUGGAAGACAAGCUGAUAUCUCCCGGGCAGUAUGUCACCGCAGAUGAAUGUCUCGCAAAGAAACUGAAGGCAGUGGUAGUGCUCCAGGUGUACGUCAGGCGCUGGCAGGCCAAGCGCAGGAUGAACGAGCUGAGGUGUGAGAAGGAGCGACGGCUGCAGUGGCUGGAAAAGGAGGAGGCGAGGAAGAAGAGGGAGAGGGAGGAGCAGAAACAGGCGGACUUGCAGAGGAGGAUGAACCCAGAGACAAAGGAGGACUUCUCUCUGCUCUACAGUGCCCUAGAGAAGUGGAGGAGGGAGGAGGCGGACCGCAUCAAUGCCACACUCUCGGGGGCGGAGCGCAAGUGUGCCCUGUACACCCUGCUGAACGAGGAGGCCCAGCACAUCGCCUCCAUCGGCCAGCAUCGCCUCGUGGCAGCAGAGAGAAGCCAGGAGAAGGCUGUUCAAACCCUCCUGGACAAGUGCGCUGCCCCUAAGAAAUGGCGAGCGAGUGACGGGAAGAUGAUCGAGAUGGACACAGUGAGCACCAUCAGAGCCAAGGACCUGCGAGACCUCUAUGCCAGCGUCAACAUGCAGGGUCAGAGCCAGGACGAGAGGCAGGGCGUGCUUCUGGCCCUCAAAACCACUGUCAAGGAGCACGACUGCAAGCUGACGCGAGAGAUCUUGGAGCUGAUCGACAGGGAGACGGACCUUUUGGCUCGAGGAGUCAAGAAAACCAAUCUGGAGGGGUUGAGGAAGAGGCUCUCCACCCUCUUCCUCCAGUACAUCAAAACCCCCGCCUUCAACCCAGAGGUGUCCAGCCUGCUGAAGGUUCCCCCGGACUCCACCCAGCAGAGGAAGAAAGUCUACCGCUGCAAGAGCUGCAACAAGUACCUGCCGUGCACCGGCUUCUCCCUGUCGGUCAGCUCCAGCCAGGUGGCCCGCUGCCGUCAGUGCCUACAGCUGGACAACGAGGCGCGCCGCCGCGAGGACCUCUCCCUCUACAGGAAGAUCCUCCAGCACCUUCGCUACACAGAGGCAGAGCGCCACCCGGAGGCCAAGAUCACUUACCUCCUACAGGAGCAGGACCUGCGGUACCUGGUUGACAUCGUGUGGGGGGCACAGUCGGCCCUCAGCGCGUGGGACGACCUGCAGGACCUGGAGAUGGUGCGCUGGGACAGGCUGCAGGAGUGGAGCCCCUGGAACUGCAUCCUGCUCACCAGGGAUGAGGCCAAAGCCCACCUCAAGGUGGAAAAUAUCCAUCAGGCGUACGGAUCGACAUUCGUCCGGAGGCUCCAGCACAAACACAUGCUGGCGCAGAGUUACUUCUCACAGAUCCCUGACAUGGCAGCCCUCUUCAGUGACAUGGACUCCGAGCCUGCCGCCCACUCCAGUCUCCUAAUGGCCGAGCAUGACGCCACGGCGACAGAGACAGAGCCCCAGACCACACCCGUUCAGGAGUGAGUCCAGCAGAUAGGUUGCACAGUGUA
This is a messenger RNA of Megalops cyprinoides (Indo-Pacific tarpon), 2381 nucleotides long. RefSeq names its product IQ motif and ubiquitin domain containing (gene iqub). The transcript has 12 exons. Gene Ontology annotation, cellular component: acrosomal vesicle; motile cilium. Gene Ontology annotation, biological process: cilium assembly. Gene Ontology annotation, molecular function: protein binding. The record is from RefSeq and is a predicted model, not a curated record. Lineage: Eukaryota; Metazoa; Chordata; Actinopteri; Elopiformes; Megalopidae. The coding region runs from base 1 to 2355 and encodes 784 amino acids.